CCGCGGGACAGGGUUUUGGCAGGAGCAAGAAAAGAGAGCGGUGGCAUCACGGCGAAUGUCGUCUGCGAUCAUCGUUUAUUUUUAAAACCCGGAACACACCACAGUUUCUAUAAAAUAUGAAGUUCCUCGAAGUCUUCAUAUUUCUGCUUAUAGUUACUACAGUUACGUCUAAAAAGGCUCACAGAAAAAAGGAAAAGAAACACCUUUUGAAAGAAACCCCGGCCGAGAAAGAUAUCUUGGAUUUCUUGCAAGACGACGAAAAGGAUGAAGAAGAACAUACGAAGAAGAAGCACACUUUAGAGAACGAGCUCCUGCUGGAAAACUUCGAUACUGAGAAGGGCGGAUAUAAUGAAGAUCCAUGCCUCAAACAUAAAUGCGGCCCGGGCAAACAAUGCGAAAUCGAUGACAAUGGAAAAGCUCAGUGUGUUUGUGUACCAAAAUGUGCCGAAGAAGACGAUUCAAGGAGAAAGGUGUGCAGCAACCACAACGAGACCUGGUCCAGCGAUUGCGAGUUGUACCGCAUGAGAUGUCUCUGCACGGAGGGGGCCGACGAAUGCAGGCAGCAUAAGUACAAGCACGUACACAUCGACUAUUAUGGCCCUUGCAAAGACAUAGGUGAGUGUACUGCUGAUGAAUUGGAGGACUUUCCUCGACGCAUGCGUGAUUGGCUGUUCAACGUGAUGCAAGAAAUGGCCCGAAGAGACGCUCUACACGGAACAGCCCUUAAACUGGAGAAGGAGGCAGAGAAAAGUCAAGACAGAAGAUGGGUCAACGCGGUCAUCUGGAAGUUCUGCGAUUUGGACGUGCAUCCCCACGACAGACAUGUUUCGAGACACGAACUCUUUCCGAUCCGCGCUCCCCUCAUGGCGAUGGAACACUGCGUUGCGCCCUUCUUGGACAGCUGCGAUGUCAAUGAUGAUCACAAGAUCACCCUUUUGGAGUGGGGCAACUGCCUGGGUCUCAAGGAAGAUGAGAUUCAAGAUAAGUGUGAGCUCAUGCAUAGAGGAUAAAAUGUUUGAAUGAUGAAUGAAAGAAGCAUUCAAAUGAGAGCUUAUUUGCUGACAUUGACAUCCAAUUCAAAUAGUAGAAAUACUCAUAAUUGCAGUUUUUAACGCUUAUAUGGUACGAAUUUAUCAAAAUGCUUACAGGGAGAAAAAAAAAUAUAUUGAAACUUUCCUCGAUUUACUCAAGAUUUUUAAUACAAUUCUUAGUGUUUGAUCAAAUUUCUGUCACUGCCAUGUAUUUUGACAAUCUGUAUGUAAUUUUUAUAAAAACCAAUAAAAGUUAUUACUUUUUUCAUAGA
Messenger RNA from Argiope bruennichi, 1303 nucleotides. RefSeq names its product SPARC-like. The coding region runs from base 117 to 1010 and encodes 297 amino acids. Gene Ontology annotation, molecular function: protein binding; extracellular matrix binding; collagen binding. NCBI's taxonomy places the organism in Eukaryota, Metazoa, Arthropoda, Arachnida, Araneae, Araneidae. The transcript has 8 exons. The record is from RefSeq and is a predicted model, not a curated record. Gene Ontology annotation, biological process: anatomical structure development.